This is a messenger RNA of Rhizoctonia solani, 1443 nucleotides long. Its product is annotated as Fungal specific transcription factor domain. The transcript has 7 exons. NCBI's taxonomy places the organism in Eukaryota, Fungi, Basidiomycota, Agaricomycetes, Cantharellales, Ceratobasidiaceae. Bases 1 to 1443 code for a protein of 480 amino acids. The record is from RefSeq and is a predicted model, not a curated record.
AUGGAGCCCUCCAACAAUGGUUCUUCCUCUCGCCUCGCACCUCUAGAGAAUAGAUAUGAGGAUGAAGUAUACGGAGAACCGUUGAAAUCUAAAGAUUUAUACAAGAGUACACAGCCAACCUCGUUUUUGGAACCGCUUGCACUUACCGAUAUAACUAGCCGUAGUGUUAACCCCACCGGCAUCUCUAUGAGUAGCGGCAUCUCUGCUUACAUGAGCUCGCAAGCGAGCAGGUUUGAGGACUAUCUUUAUCAAUUCGCCAUGCAGCCAACUUCUGGAUCCAAAAAUGGACCAUUAUUCUCAUGGUUUGGUGACUACGUCUUGGCACAAUCGGAUAAGAUUCUGGAAUAUUGGUAUUUCAAGCCUACAAAUUACAAAAAGCAAAAGUUUAAUCAGAGUGUUGUCGACCGCCUGCAAUCCUCGAACUUCACUCGCUGGAUUACGCUAGUGGAUAUAGGCAUUGUCGAAGCAUUUGUUGCAGGUGAUACCACACAGAGUUCAUUACAUGCCUUCUGGCUUGAUUAUGUUGGAGGUGCUGUGAAGCGGGAGCUGGAACGCGGCCGCGCGCCGCUUGAGACGCAGGAACGACGCACUGAUUGGAUCCACUUCUCACUUAUGAAGGCUAUGGUUGUGAAAAGUUCAAACGCCUAUCGAUUACUCCAGGGGAUCACGCCUACUUUCCUGGAGACAAUGUUUUCUGAUCCAACACUCUGGCCAGACGAAAGUAACUUUAUGCGUAUCCCGCUUUCAAACAUUCUAGCUUCGGAAAACCACGAGCUCGCGUUUUUUACUUCCGUAGAUUCAACUUUCUCAAUGGCGUUUGGACUUCCCCAGCAAGUUGAAUACGACUCAACAAUCCACUUCAAACACUGUUCCACAUCCCACCAAUGGGCCCAUAACACUCCCGCUGAUUUUCAAAUACUGCUCACUGAGAUUAAUACUUGUCGUGACAAGUCUCCAAAUGCACGUUGCUGGAGAAGUAUUGAGCAACAGCUGAUAAUGUGGCAAUCUCGGACUGGGGAGCAUACAUUUGCAGAAUCGUGGAUGACAGUCGCAUGGUACGCAGUGCAAGAAAGCUGGCGACUUGCACUCUUGGCUUACCUUUACAUCGCGGUUUGUGAUAUUCCUUCGAAUGAUCCACGAAUACAAACUUGUGUAAAUCAAAUACUCCAAGUAGUGGAGACAUUGAAGCCACGGGGAUCAUUCAAGUUACACGCUUCACUUUUUAUUCAGUACUUGAUAGCAGGAAUAUGUGCGCGGACAGAAGCACAACGCAAGAAAGUGCGAGACAAACUAUUAUCUCCCAAUGAAACUAAGCUCUGGCUUUUGCGUGCAUCGGAUUUUGUCCCUGUUCUAGAUCAUUUGUGGCACGGAGUCGCUGUAGAUGGCCGUUCUAUUAGAUGGUGCGAUUAUAUGCAAUCGCGGGAGACAAUGCUUCCUGUAUGA